Gossypium arboreum is the source of this 1008-nucleotide messenger RNA. RefSeq names its product mitogen-activated protein kinase kinase kinase 20-like. The coding region runs from base 1 to 1008 and encodes 335 amino acids. Gene Ontology annotation, molecular function: protein kinase activity; ATP binding. The record is from RefSeq and is a predicted model, not a curated record. Lineage: Eukaryota; Viridiplantae; Streptophyta; Magnoliopsida; Malvales; Malvaceae. Gene Ontology annotation, biological process: protein phosphorylation. The transcript has a single exon.
AUGGAGGUUCUUAAGAUCAAGGUUCUUGGAAAGGGUUCUUAUGGAGUUGUAUAUUUGGUCAAAACUGUAGCUCCAGCUUAUAAUCAAAUUUAUGCGUUAAAGUCUGCUAAUGAAGAAUACUCUUUGUUUUUACGUAAGGAAGAGGAAAUCCUUCUAAAGUUUGUUAAUUGUUCAAAUAUUAUUCAAUGCUAUGGUGGUUUCACAAGUGUUGAACGAGAACAAAGAAUGGUUUACAAUAUAUUCCUUGAAUAUGCUCCAGGAGGGAGCUUGCUAGACUUGAUAAAAAAGUAUGGUGGUAAAAUCCCAGAAAGGGAUGUUAAUUGCUAUACCCAAAUGAUACUCGAAGGGCUUCUGGACAUUCAUGAGAAAGGGUACAUUCAUUCGGAUCUAAAACCAGGUAAUAUUUUGGUUUUCCCUCCUCAACAUUGUACUCGUUUAUCUACUUUAAAGAUUGCAGAUUUCGGAUUAGCUAAACGAGAAGGGGUACAAGAUACAUGGAUUGGGUUUCGAGGUACAAAGUAUUACAUGUCUCCUGAAUCGAUUGUCGGAGAAAUUAGUGGUGCAUUAGAUAUAUGGUCAUUGGGCUGCAUUGUAGUUCAAAUGAUUACGGGAAGAUUGCCAUGGGACACUUGUGAUGGAGAUAAAUUAAACGACAAGCUUUUGAGAGGAGAAUCACCCAACAUCCCGGAAGACAUGUCGGAACUAGGGAAGAGUUUCUUGAAGGAAUGCUUUGUUGUUGAUCCAAACAAAAGGUGGAAUGCUAGUAAGCUACUAUGUCAUCCCUAUCUUCUUCUACCAGAGCACAUGCUUCCCAGGGAUGACCGACAAUCUUUACCAUGUUUUCAACAGAAAAAAGUAUUACGGUCUCGAAAUAUUCCACCACCACCUGGUUUUAACAUUCCUAAUAGUGUCUUGUUGGAAAGGAGAAAAAAUUUAGAGGAACAAAGGGCAAGAAGGAUGAUUAGUUCCUACCAGCAACGAAAAGCUAUGGGAUACUUGUGCGUCUAG